This is a messenger RNA of Nicotiana tabacum (common tobacco), 651 nucleotides long. The record is from RefSeq and is a predicted model, not a curated record. NCBI's taxonomy places the organism in Eukaryota, Viridiplantae, Streptophyta, Magnoliopsida, Solanales, Solanaceae.
AUGAGUUCCAUGAAGUUUGAAAUUGAUAUAUUUAGUGGACACAACAACUUUAAUAUCUGGAAGAUCCAGAUGAUGGCGUUACUGUGGAGGGAAGGUUUAAUCCAUGCUAUUGACGGAAAGUAUCCUAAGGUUAUAUCAGCUCCUGAAAAGGAGAAGAUUGAAGGGGAUGCAUUGGGUGCAAUCCAACUAUCCCUUGCACCUAACGUGCUUUGUGAAGUGAGUACGGGUACCAAAGAGACAGCCAAACAGUUAUGGAAAAAUCUAGAAGGGCUAUACCAAGACCAAUCAGUGACAACAAGGAUGUUGUUACAACGGCGUCUUCACACAUUCAAGAUGAGGUCAGGUACUUCGUUACAAGAUCAUUUAGAUGCGUUCAAUAAACUUGUCAUUGACUUACAGAUUGCAGGAAUUAAAAAGAAGGAGGAGACGCUUGCAUGUGCUUUGUUAUUUUCAUUGACUUCAGGAUAUCGUGAUAUUGAGAAUUCAAUGGUGUAUAGCAAGGAUCCUAUCAAGCUUGAGCAAGUACAACAGGCACUUAACUCUAGUGAUGUGCGAAGGCACAUUGAAGGAGAUAGAUAUGACCAGGCAAGUGGGCUCUUUGUGAGAGGCCGGACUAGCCAACAGGGAAAGAGCAAAUCAAAGCACAGAUAA